Gadus morhua (Atlantic cod) is the source of this 2888-nucleotide messenger RNA. RefSeq names its product pirin (gene pir). Lineage: Eukaryota; Metazoa; Chordata; Actinopteri; Gadiformes; Gadidae. Gene Ontology annotation, biological process: monocyte differentiation. The transcript is spliced from 10 exons. Gene Ontology annotation, cellular component: nucleus. The record is from RefSeq and is a predicted model, not a curated record. The coding region runs from base 341 to 1213 and encodes 290 amino acids. Gene Ontology annotation, molecular function: quercetin 2,3-dioxygenase activity.
CAUUUCACAUGAUUGAAUACACAAUGCAAAUUAGUUUCAUAGUGCUACUUGUGAAUUUCUGGUGUUUUGCUUCAAUCUUUACCCAAGUUUAAAAUGAAAAAAAUUAAGAUAUUAAAAUUAUUCAAAGAGUUUAUAUGGUGAAUUCAGAUUAUGCGAUUUUCUAAGGAGUAACUAAUCGAGCCAUCAUUGAGCAGCUGUGGCUGGCUGUUCCAUAUUUUCUGCACAGUCAUCAUGACUAUGCAAAAGAAAAAUCCAUCCAACCCUUUUUUCAUUUCCAAAUCUUUCACAUUAAACCAUCCUUGUAAAUAGUUUAACAUGUGUGUCGAGCCCCAUUUACAGGAUGAAGAUCAAGAAGGUUGAACGGACGGUUCUGAGCGUGGAGCAGGCGGAGGGAGUUGGUGCCCGAGUUCGGAGGAGCAUUGGCAGGAAGGAGCUCAGGAACUUGGAUCCUUUCCUGAUGUUGGACGAAUUUCGUCUGAGCAAGCCAGCAGGCUUCCCCGAUCACCCUCAUAGAGGGUUUGAGACGGUGACCUACGUCUUGGAGGGAAGCUCCGCCCACGAGGACUUCUGUGGCCACUCGGGCAAGCUGUCUGCGGGCGACUUACAGUGGAUGACCGCGGGGCGGGGGGUGGUCCACGCGGAGAUGCCCGUGUCAGAGGAGCCGGUGGUGGGCCUGCAGCUCUGGGUGAACCUGCCGCGCGUCCAGAAGAUGGUGGAGCCUUGCUACCAGGAGCUCAGGAGCAGAGACGUCCCCAAACCCAGCCAGGGGGGGGUCUGCGCCGCGGUCAUAUCAGGGGAGGCCCUGGGGGCUAAGUCUAAGGUGUACACAAGGACACCUACUCUGUAUUUGGACUUCACACUGCAGCCAGGGGCAGCACACGUCCAGCCUGUACCUGCAGGGUGGACAACGUUCAUCUACACACUGUCAGGUUCCCUUCAUGUUGGUCCAGAAGAGCUCCAGCAGCUGGUGGAGCCACAUCACACCGUGCUCUUUGCUGAGGGAGACGGCGUCAAAGCAGAAAACAAGGGUCCGGCAGCUGCUCGGUUCGUGCUUAUCGCCGGGGAGCCGAUAGGAGAGCCUGUGGUUCAACACGGUCCGUUCGUCAUGACCACAGAAGAAGAGAUCUCUCAGGCCAUCAGGGAUUACCAGAGCGGAACCAACGGCUUCGAGAGGGCCGUUACCUGGAGGUCCAAGAUCAGAGAUCGACUGUAGUGACGUGCCUGGGAUGUACCACGAUAACGUGGCUGAUGCUUCUUACGUUUACAGUGGGCAUUUGCAAUGUGUGUUCAACACAAUGGAUUGGCUUAAGUUGGGGUUUCAGUUGAUCUUGUUUUCAAUGUCAUGUUGAACUUUAUUUUAAUCACUGUUUGUGCAAUUUUUCCCACUUACUUUUUACCUACAUUGUUAUUCAGUCGUUGUGUAAGGUCUGAGUUCCGUGAAGGAGAAGGGUUUGGCGCUGGCUCCACUGAAAUCUUUCUCAACCCAAGUGCUCAUGCUCAUGAUGGUGGACAUUGAAGUGGUGUAAUUCAGAAAGCACUUUGAUAUAUAAUGUGAUAAAUGGAGCUACUGCAACUGUUUGCACAACCGCUAAUAGAAAGCAGACAAUACUGACCUUGUUGUUGCGAUUCCUAUGGUUACUCUGCUCUCUGUCAUUUGUGAACGAGGGCAGGCAGCACUCAGCUACCCAGGUUUGAUUAUAGCUUUAGAAUUGUAAAGGUUUUUUGGAUCGAUUAAAUAAUCCCAGGGAGGAAAUGUUUUGUCAAAUAAUUCACAAUGUCAAAUGUCAAAUAAUGUCAAAUAAUUCACAAAGGGAUAAUUUUUCCCAUACUGGAUGAAUCGUUUUUUUAGCCAUCACAAUCCUGUUUCUCUGUGUCCCUCAAAAAGGGAAACAAUUACUGAACUGUAAUUUUCCAACUCAGUCUCGUCACUUUGUCGUGACUUAGCGGUCUCUCCAGGAACAAGCCGUUAGCAUGCUAUCCCAUGUCCGCAGGGCAAGGUCGUGGAUGUUUCCCCCGCACCUCACCCCGUCUACUCCCACCCUCGGCCGUCCCAGGGUGGCUGGUAUCUGGACAGGUCCAAGGACGCGGCUGUUGGCCAGGCAGAAAUGGUGGUUCACACUGCAUUCCCGUAACCCUGAUGUCUGGAUCAGAUUUAGAACACAUGUUGCAGCUUCUAAGACUCUGUCUGUCUGUGUGUGUGUGCGUCAGUGUCUGCGUGAGAAUGUGUGUCUGCGUAAGAAUGUCUGUGUGUGGUUGUGUUUGUGGUUUGGUCAGGGAAGGGAGACCAAGACGGACCGAACGAAGGACAGAUUCAGGGACAAGAGGGAAAGACUGACAAGAGAAGGAGGAAAGACUGGGAGACUUGAGGGACAGACUCGGGGAUAAGAGGGACAGACUGACAAGAGAUAAAGGAAAGACUGGAAGACUUGAAGGACAAACUCAGUCUGUCCCUCUUGUCCCUGAGUCUGUCCCUCAAGUCUCCAAGUUUUUCCUUCUUCUCUUGUCAGUUUGUCCCUCAAGUCUUCCAGCCUUUUCCUUCUUCCCUUGUCGGUCUGUCCUUCUUGUCCAUCAAUCUGUCCCUCCUGUCCAUGAGUCUGUCCUUCAAGUCUUCCAGUCUUUCCUUAAUCGCUUGUCAGUCCGUCCCUCUUGUCCCUGAAUCUGUCCUCUAGUCGGUCCGUCUUGUUCUCCUUUCCCUGACCAUACCACAAACACAACCACACACAGACAUUCUUACUUGAGGGACAGAUUUGAAGGUUUGCGGGGAAAGACUCAUGAACAAGAGGGACUGAUUGAUUGAUUUUAUUUGACAAUUCUUGACGCAAAAAUAUGAAACAACAACCUGUGCCAUACAUUAUAUGAAUAAAGAUAGUCAAGGGUGACACAAUAAA